AUGACUGACUGUCAGAAUAUCUUUGUGAACGCCGCACCCUCAGCCUCCUUUAUCCCCAACCUGGAGCACAUUCAUCCGACCGAUCCUGAAUACGUCAAGAAAUGGAACCAAUAUGUUGCUAAGACCCGAAUCCAAAUGCAGGAGCUCGAGAAGGAAAUGCAGAACCCUUGCUACUCCGCAGAAGAGAGAGAACACAACUUGAUGCUAUUGGGAAUCGCGAAGCGCGACUGGGUCAUUCUAGAGGAAGUCAUGGAUAUGGGUGUACGUGUUGAGAAGAAGAUGGAUGAGAGUCGUCGCUUGGAUCGACAAAUUGCCAUGCUACUCGAGAGGAAGGCCAAUUUGGAGGAGGAAAUUGCAGUCAAGGUUGAAGUCCUCAAGGACGCCCAUCGACGAUUUGGUUCGGAGAGAGCAACAUAUAUUGAAGAAGCCAUUCAGCGAAAGGCGGAGGAGAGGAAGAAUCAUGGAUUUCGGGGAAAAUUGCAAAAGGCAAAAAGCUUGUUUUCGUUGAGAGGUCGUCAGUAA
This is a messenger RNA of Hymenoscyphus albidus, 522 nucleotides long. The record is from the annotation of a GenBank genome assembly. NCBI's taxonomy places the organism in Eukaryota, Fungi, Ascomycota, Leotiomycetes, Helotiales, Helotiaceae.